AGUAUACAUAUAAUGUGGCGAACAUGCUACAACCGUCCGUGAAGAAAGUGAAACUGAAACGAAAAUGAAGUUAACCCCGCGGCGUUUCGGUCUAUUAUAGAAACGAAUAAACAAUCGGUUACUUAUCUCUCUGAAAAACAAUAGGACGAUAAAGCGUCGCUGAAUUUAUACACCGUGGCCGCGUACAAAUACGCUACGAUGACGGUGUGGAGCGAGGUUACUGGGAUGGAUUAGGACAACGCAAAACACAAAGUAAAAGACUAUCAAGAAGAGAGGUUGUGUCUCACUUGUUUUCUCUCCUGUUAUGAGCGUGGCGCGCGUGAAUUAGAUACGAAUCUACGUGAUAAUUUCAAUUUCGGCUUUUUUUUUCAAAUUUUUUGUGUCUGUAAUUUUUUUGUAUUGAAAAAAUAAUAAAAAGUGUUGUAAUCAACACGACGAGGGAUAAUUUUACAUUGGUUAUAGAAAGUAACUAAAAGUCGUAAAUAAUGUCGAAUUGAGCAAGUUUACAUCGGUUGCGGUUCGAGUUUCUUAAUAAUACAAAAUCGAAAUGGCGCUACUCGAAGCAAGGCCUUUUAGACCGUUCAAAUCUAGCGAAGAGUAUCUCUACGCGAUGAAAGAAGAUUUGGCAGAAUGGUUGCAAACUAUGUAUCCACAUCUGAAUAUAGCUGUCGAUAAUUUUAUGGAAAAAUUGGAAACUGGCGUGGCCUUAUGUGAGCACGCGAAUGCGGUAAAAGCUCAAGCUCAAGAAUAUGCGGAGAGGAAACAAGCAAAGAAAAUUAUGACGAGAUCUGUGACCGGUUCUCUCGCAGUUGCCCAAGCACUUAUACAAAUAGUAGAUGUCAAAUAUUUCAACACGGCCAAACCAGGCACGUUUUUCUCAAGAGACAACGUCAGCAACUUUAUCAAUUGGUGUCGUAAUUCCUUGAAAAUAAUUGAAUGUCUGUUAUUCGAAACAGACGAUUUGAUAAUGCGAAAAAAUGAAAAACAUGUAAUUCUAUGUUUAUUGGAAGUUGCCAGGAGAGGUGCCAAAUUUGGUAUGUUGGCACCAAUAAUAGUCCAAAUGGAACGACAAAUCGAUAGAGAAAUAGCAGCCGAUCAAAGGAAAUCAGGUGUAAAUUUCAACGAAGGAUUAGACAACCAUAAUGGUAUUGACGACGAUAGCGAUAGCGAUAUAGAAGACGAAGAAACCGUUCUUAUGUACGGACCUAUGCCACAAAUCAUUACCAACGACCUCAAAAGCUUGGAUGAGAUGGUUAGGGAUUUAGUUGAAAAAUGUACCUGCCCCACCCAGUUUCCCAUGAUAAGGGUAUCUGAAGGAAAAUAUAGGAUUGGAGAUACCAAAGUACUUAUUUUUGUUAGGAUUCUCCGUAAUCACGUGAUGGUUAGAGUCGGAGGGGGAUGGGAUACACUGUCACAUUAUUUGGAUAAACACGAUCCGUGUAGAUGUAGAACGCAACAUAGAACUACCCAAGGAGCGAAAUUGGUAAAUAAACCAGGAGCAAUAGAUUUACAUGGAUCCCAUGUUUACUAUGAAAGAUCACAAGCAACAAAUAACGACUCAUUCAAUGUAUGCAACGGCUCCAGUGGUCCUCAUUCUUUAGGUCCCCCGAUGAAUUCUAUAAAUCGAUCUCGAUCUCGUUCACCUAAGAGAUCACUCAGUCCGAAUCUUUCUACGAGAAGAUCCCUGGCGCCGCCUUUAAACAGGUCUAGAAGUCCUACACCGAAUUACACGUCAAAUCUUAAUACGAAACUUUCAACGAAUAGAAGUCCACAACAUAAAAAUAACUAUGGUCCACAAUCUUUGCCAAUAUCACUCAAUAGCUAUCGGCCUAAAAAUAUUGUCAGUAGUAUGCAAAUUCCAGUAGAUUCCAAGGUUCUAAAAUCAGAAGUUAGUUUACACGUAAAUGAUACAGAUCAUAGCGACACUACUUCAGAAAUGUCCGAUGAAGGUUACAGAAGCUUAGGUCUUAUACACGAUAGAACCAAACAAAGAUCAUCUCUUUAUAGUCAAAAUUCCACAGAAGAUGCUGAAGAAACUGAGCAUCAAGUUUAUACAGACGACGAUCUUAACGAAUUUGGUCUUAGAAGAACCCACUUUUCGCAAAGAAUUUAUGGGAAUGAUAUGAAAACUACAUUAGAAAAGAAUCUCCAAUCGAUGGAAAAACUUUCUGAAUCCUCAAGUACCUCUCCCGAAACGACAACUCACGAAACGUUAAUUAAAAAGAAAGAAAAGUCAUUUUCUUUGACCAAGGACGACGCACAAAUUAAGAAGAAAUCUUUUAGCAGAACCAACAGUGCAGAAGUUAAAGGAGACAUUCAAAUUCAGAAAAGUCCAAAGAAAACACCGUCUCAAGUCAGAAAGGGUGAUUCUAGGAUUAACACCUGGAGUGGAAGACCUCGACAAUCCAGACCGAGUAUUGGACAAGAUACUUUCGUCCAACCGUUUGCUAGAAAUUCACCAGUGCGAAGAAGCGUCUCGGGUCUAACAGAACGAAGAUCUUCAUCUACAAAUACAUCCCCUACAAAAACUAAAUUAAAACAGGAACUUCUACAAGUCGUAUCCCAAGCAAGUUCAGAUGAAGAUGCAGCAUUGCAAGUCCAAAUAUUGCUCAAGAAAUUCGGCAGUUUAAACACUCUAAACGACGAGGACAAAUAUACAUCAUUGGGUCCGAUAAGAAAUUCGCCGGAAAGAAUGUCAAUUAGAAGCCCCAGAAAGGAUUCUCGACCUGAAAAUCAUAUUUCGAGAAUACCGGCUCCGAAAGCUACAAAAUUAUAAAUUUAAACACAGAAUCAAUAGAAAAUAUCAAUUUGAAUAAUUGUUUAUGAAAUAUUUAUGUUGAUAUUUUGGUGUGAAAAUGAAUAAUCUAAUCUAAUCUAACCAGUCCAAACCAAACUUAUAUCUCCCUGUACAGGCUGGAUGUGGUUCAAGACCGUAAUUCUAAACAAAUUCCCUCUGGAAUUUCCUAUGCAAUAACUAUCAUUUGAUCAUACAAGCAUUUAUGGUCCAGGAAAAAAUAGGGCCACCACUUUUUUGGACUUUAUUCCAUUCGUAUAUGUGGGUAUAAAUUGGUCAAAUCGUUUCAUCGGAUAUGAACUAAAAUCGUUUAAAUCGAGAUUCUUUUUGAAAUACCAAUUCGCGAAUUUUGAGGCCCUAGAACACAUUAAAACUGUAUUAUUGUCAUUUAAUCAGACCAUAAUUCUCAAGAAAAUGAAUGUUUAUAUUCUGUAGAGGUGGUUUUUUUUAUAAUUUACUCUAUUCCCUCAAUAUAUCAAAAAAUAUAAUUUUUUUUCACAUAUUGUGGAUCAUAAUUCAAUUUUUUUACCCUAAUAGAACGAAGGAUUCAUGAAUAUGCAAAAAAUAGCUCUGUUUGAAAAAACUAACUUUUCUUUUUCUAUAAAGAAAUUCACAAUGAGUCUCAUGAUAUUGUCAACCACAACGCAUGUUAAUUUUUUCACCUUCACGCCCUUUUAACCUUGAAAGUUUCUCUUAAAACGUGGUGUCCCUACUCCUACAGGACUUUUUGUUAAUUUUAAUCAAGUUAUGUUCUCAAUAUAUAAAAAAAUAUAAUUUUUUUUUCACAUAUUGUUCCUAAUAGAACGGAGGAUUCAUACUAGCUCUGUUAGAAAAAUAUAACUUUUAUUUUUCUAUAAAGAAAUUCCCAUUGUCAACCAAACAGCAUGUUCAUUUUUUUCCCUUCACACCCUUUUAACCUUGAAAGUUUCUCUAAAAACUGAAAAUGUUUCAACUUCAGUUGCAGUUGGGUUAAAUCAAGAUUAUAUACUGAAAUUACUUUACUUAACAUGUAACAAGUUUAAUAUUUUUUUUCAUUUUUCAUAUAUAGAAUCAUAAUAAUAAUAAUAAUCCAACUAUUACUUGGAAUAUCAAAGAAAUAAUAUGUCCUUCACUAUAAAUAUCAACAUAUUUAUUUUAUUUAGUACUCGUUUGCAUUAAAUGCAUUUAAUAUUAACGUAAUAUACUUUUUUGAAUUAAAUUUUAUGCAAAUACACCCAUUAAUGUAUACCACAUUUUGCUCUAACGAGUUAUGUUACAUAAGUUUUUGUUAUUUUGUUUAGAUAUUUAGAAAGAAAAAACAAAGUUUCGCUUUAUUUAAGUUGCCUAUAUGUACCUCUAUCAAGAGGCUUUAAUUUUUAUAUAAAUACCUACCCCUACUUGUUUAAAAAUUCCUAUGGUGCUAUUCUUUUUCAUUAGGUAGGUAGAUAAGUUAGAUGUAGAUUUUUUUAUAUAGAAACGAUACUGACAUUAAUAAAAUAUACAUAGUGUGGACAAAAAUGGUUUAUUACUUGACAAUAAACUAAAAAGCUUUUUAUUCUAGAAAGCUUUUAAUUGCUAAAGCUUAAAGCUUCACUUCUACUAGUUAUUAGUUUAAUUAAUAUCAAAAUUUCUUUAUUAUCCAUUUAAACCUAUUCUUCAUUAGUGAUCUGUUUCAUAUCAGUUUAAAAUUUGCAAUUUUAUUCAAUAUUUUCAUUUAUAUUAAGGAAAGUUUUCAAUCAUCAAAACUAAUAGUUUUUCAAAAUAGAAAUUUCAAGAGAUGAUCAGUUUUUGAGUAGCUUGGACCCUUUCUGAUGAAAUGACUUCAAAAUAUGUUAAUAGGUUUGUUCUUGGUAGCUGCACUGGAACUGUACUGAACUGGUCCAGUGCAGGAUUCAUGAGUUCAUGAGAAUUAGAUCGAUGGGAUACAAAGAACAAUAUAGUUUGUAGUAUUAAUAAUAAUGGAAAACGAUUGAAUACUUUUUGAUGUAUUACCACCGUUUCCAGAUUACACUUAUUGCACUGCACUGGCUGAACUGACUCUAGACCCAGUGCAAGCAGUACAGUUAACUGGGUGAACUAGUUCUCUUGCACUGCUACUAAGAACAGUGACGCUAGCACUGGUUCUGCUACAAAGAAGGCUUUAGUGUACACAUAAUGAACUAGUUCUGACAGUGAAGCUACCAAGAACAAACCUAAUUAAAAAUUAAAAGACAAACUUAUUUAUUUAACCAUAAUUCGUCUUUUCUUUCUACUACAAGAAAUAAGUGUGAAGAUAUUCUCGGAUUUCUAUUACGAAUAUUUUUUCACAAAAUAAACUAAACUUUUGAAAAAAAUGUUAAUAGAGAUAAGAUUCUGAACAGAAGAUCCAAAAAAUAAAAAGAAAUUAUUAAAUUAUUACCGAGUUCACUUAAUUAGUAAACAAUUGGCUAAAAAUUGUGGUUCAACUAUAUUUUAUUGCCUCAAAGUUAUAGUUUUCUCCAAUACAUGUUUACUCUGAAGGAAUUUUAUUCGUUUUAUUAUUGAAUUUUCUCAAAGCAAAUGCAAAUAAUCAAACAAUUAGCCUUAAAAAACCAUUUUUGUUAUUUCUAUUUUUAUACAACAUAAAUACUAAUCAGGAAUUUUUAACAAAUAAAAAAUACAUGAAUAUAUGAUAAAGUAUUAAAAUCAGUAUAGUUUCAAAUUUUUUAUUUUAGAAAAAUUUGGACUAGUGAUACUAAAAAUUAGCUGGACAAUUUUGUAACCCUAUUGAUUUUUAACCCUAGAUAUUUAUAUACAAAUUAUUUAGCAAUACAUUUUUAAUAAAUUUCAAA
Molecule: messenger RNA, 5583 nt
Organism: Diorhabda sublineata
Lineage: Eukaryota; Metazoa; Arthropoda; Insecta; Coleoptera; Chrysomelidae
Product: GAS2-like protein pickled eggs
Exons: 11
Coding region: 548-2776 (742 amino acids)
Biological process (GO): regulation of microtubule polymerization or depolymerization; microtubule bundle formation; protein localization to microtubule plus-end
Cellular component (GO): actin filament; cytoplasm; stress fiber
Molecular function (GO): microtubule binding; cytoskeletal adaptor activity; actin filament binding
Source: RefSeq, a predicted model, not a curated record